AUGCCCUCCCACUGCGACCAAGUACCCCUCUACCUCCCGCACCACGCACACCCACCCGCCCAGCGCUGGAACCCGGCCGACUUUACCAACGUCGACGACACGGUCCGCGGCGGAAAGAGCAGCAGCAACGUCAGCCUCGUCGCCAACACGGGCGAGCUCGAGUUCUCGGGCAACCUCGACAUCACCGCCCUCGGAGGCGCCGGUUUCGCAUCCCAGGCAAACGACCACGGCUUCCCCGUCAGACUCGACAAGGCGCGCUUCGAUGGCCUCCGCCUACGCGUGCGCAGGCAGGACCCCCGCAGCCCGCCUCGCCGCGUCCAGGCGUCCUCGUUGACCGCGUCGACCUCGUCGCCUCCCGCACCGCAGCCGGGCAACGUCACCCGCUACGUCGUCAACAUAAAGACCCAGGCGCCCACCACCCGCCCCGACGGCAGGAGGCAGAGCUCCCUCGUCUGGGAGUGGGACAUCCAGCUGCCCUGCCACGACCCAAACAGCUGCACCCCAGACGGCGCCACCCUGCCCCGCACCGACCUCGUCGACGACGACGGCGACGGCGACGCCUUUUGGACCUUUGACGCGCACUGGUCCGACUUCAAGCCCACCUACCGCGGCAGGCCCGCAGAGGACCCGGGCGAGUUCCUGCCCCAAGAGACGCACGAGUGGAGCAUCAUGGCCCGCAGCAACUUUGGCAAACAAGCCGGCGAGUUUGCCCUCACCAUCCACUCGCUCUCGGCCAUCGUCCACGCGCCCACCGCGCCGGCACCGUCGCAGCAGUCGCCGUCAAAGCGCCACCUGGACCUGGACCUGGUCGAUAUGGAAAAGGCCGCCGCCCUGCCGUCGUCGACGUCGUCGGGCGAGUACUACGGCUUUGCGCUCUUCAUCUUUGCCACGGUCCUCUACCUCGUCUGGACCGUGUGGGGCCUGACGCCCGACUGGGCGCUGCAAAAGGUCGGCGUGGCGUGGUACCCGAACCGGUGCGUGGACGCGGGUGCCCAGACCAAGGCCUAG
Molecule: messenger RNA, 1008 nt
Organism: Pseudozyma flocculosa PF-1
Lineage: Eukaryota; Fungi; Basidiomycota; Ustilaginomycetes; Ustilaginales; Ustilaginaceae
Exons: 2
Coding region: 1-1008 (335 amino acids)
Biological process (GO): NADH dehydrogenase complex assembly
Source: RefSeq, a predicted model, not a curated record